UAGAGUUUUCAAGAAAGGUUUGACAGUUGUGUGUCUUCUGGCUGUGACUGUAAUCAGCAAAAAUGACCUGAUGUGAAUAGCGAAAAAGUGUUCUCUCUCAUUUUUGAUCUGAUCAUGUCAAAUACCAUCGGCACGGCUUCCGAGCAACUGUUGCACUUUCUUCAGAACAACUUCUUAAGUCAAAGUCAAGACCAAAAUAUUCAAGCUUCUUUAGCGAUUGUCGAUAUAUUAGUUUCUGCAAAGUGCUGUUUCCGCUGCUGUCUAAGAUUUCUUGGCUGUACUACUUUUCAAUUAUACACAUUUGAUCAUAAUGUUUUGCAGAGUGCUCUGAAUGACAUCUCCCUGAAAAACAGCGUUCAGAAACGUUAUGAUAUUUCGACAGAUCUUAUUUGUACAGCUUGCUUGGGCUCCAUACAACUAGCCGAAACAUACGUGGACGAAGUCUAUGAAAAAUUAAAAGAGCAGAAUUAUAAAGUGGAUAGCUGCAGCUUGAAUUGCACCCUUCCGAUCAGUAUCUUGACACGGGACCAUUUACUAAAAGCACAUAUUGUGAAUACACUUCAAGAACAGCAUAAGGAUCAGCCUUUUACAGCUGAUGUACUUCGUGCUUUGGAGGAUACAAAUGUGAGAGAUCCCAAGGACUUUUUCAAAUAUCUAUUUGGCUUAAAAUUGAAAGAACGAACAGGACUUGAACUGGAUACGGAUGGGCCAUUAAGAAUGACCGUAGUGAUUGACCAUAAACCUACAUCUAAGGAUCACCUGUUUAUGACGAAAUUAAAAGAGCCAUUGUUGAAGAUACGUACUAUUCGUCAGAAGAGAGCACGAGUUACUGCUGGGGAGUCGAGAUCAAAUGUUACAGAAGCGUUAAAAAAAUUGGAUAUCGAAGAAGCAAAGCAGUUCACUAGAAUUCCUCCUAUUCCACCAACGGAAAAGGCUAAAUUUGACUCUGUCAGUUUAGUACACGUUUCUACUUAUGUUGGUGGCCGUUACCUCAAGUUUUCUAGGGACUACAGCCAGACACCUUGGGCCAUCAAAGGCCAGAAAUUAGCAGAACAUUCUGUUUCAGGAUGUAUAGUGGAUAUUCUGAAGAAAUAUCAUCGUGCCGAUGACACCAAGUUUGUUAGUGCUGGCCGUGAAGAUGCAAAUGUUCGUAUGUUGGGUACUGGUAGACCCUUCUAUGUAGAAUUGAUCAACCCGCGAACGCCUCAACUGACAGAGGAUGAAUAUAAAAAAAUUGAAAAUGAAAUCAAUAGCCAACCACUUCACAUGAAGAAUGUACAAGUUCGUCAAAUUUGUUACAUACCAGCAAAAUAUACUAGUAUUAUCAAAGAAGGUGAAGAAACAAAGACAAAGCAAUACAGGGCGCUUGUUUGGCUUUCUGAUCCUAUCACCGAUGAAUUGAUAGAGCGCGUCAAUAAUUACGGGUCAACGCCAUUUACUAUCCAGCAAAAAACACCUGUUAGAGUAUUUCAAAGACGCUCAGCUGCUGUGCGACCAAAAGUAAUCCAUACUUCAACAAUAAAACGUUUGCGCGACGAUGUGGAUUUAAAAAGCCCCGAGGCACACUUCGGUGUCGUCAAAUUGCAUACACAAGCAGGUACUUAUAUUAAAGAAUACGUUCAUGGCGAUUUGGGUAGAACACUGCCAAAUCUAGCCUCCAUUGCCCAUACUCAUUCAGCAGAUUUAUUGGAGUUGGACGUCAUGGAUGUGGAUUUGAUAUGGCCCCCCGUGGAGCUCGCAAAAAAAGCUUUGGAUGCAAAAGAUACACCUGCGAUAACGAAUGAGAAUAACAAAAGGAUUUUUCCUUCGGCAGCUCUAUAAUUACUAGAAAACUAUACGAUAAAGGUCGUUUAUUACUUAGCCCAUAAUGCUAUGAAUUUGUAAUCCUCUUUGUAAGAAUAUACCUAAAAUAUCACCUACUUUUUUGAUGUUGCUCUUUUUUU
Molecule: messenger RNA, 1943 nt
Organism: Mycotypha africana
Lineage: Eukaryota; Fungi; Mucoromycota; Mucoromycetes; Mucorales; Mycotyphaceae
Exons: 4
Coding region: 115-1821 (568 amino acids)
Biological process (GO): tRNA pseudouridine synthesis
Molecular function (GO): pseudouridine synthase activity; RNA binding
Source: RefSeq, a predicted model, not a curated record